CCCUCCAGUGCGCAUCGCGUGGGUUCGUAGAGCCAGGGACCCCAGAGAGGCAAGCCCUUCGUUUUAUAGAUGGGAAAACUGAGGCCCAGGGAGGUGAUGUGACGCCCGAGAUCGCAGGCAAAAGCCAGGGUCACUGUGCUUUGCACUGCCCCCUGCGGCCCUAAGCACUCGAUCCUGACCUUGCUGGGACGGGUAACCUUGGCUCCUGGUGUAGGGUUUCUUGGGAAAUGAGUUAAACGUGAAAUGGAGUAGAAGGCUCAAGGCUUCAGGCUCGCCAUUAAAACAACAACCAAACAUUUUCCGCCUUCACUUCCUUCCUCUCUCCAAGUGCAUGAAAAUCCAGGACAGACGGCCGUCCACCAAGGACUUUGUGGAGGGGAAGAAGGUGAUGCUGAUGGGCCCGUUGCCAGGCGCCGAGUUAGUCCAGACGCCGCUGCAGCUGUACCGUUACUUGCUGCGCUGCUGUCGCCAGCUGCCUGCCAAGAACAUCCAGGAGCACUAUAAGCACACCAUCAGACAGAGUUUCCGAGUCCAUGCCGAUGAAGACAACCCCGAGAGAAUCCAACAGAUUAUUAGAAGAGCCAUUGAAGAUGCUGAUUGGGUCAUGAAGAAGUAUCAGAAGCAAAACUGAGAAGCCGCCAAAGCCUUCGGAGCCCAGAGAGCAAAACCCAUUUGCUGUCAAUGGAGGCUCUGAGAUGCCAGCGCCCUUGGGAUGAAUUAUCGGCGACCCCUUUGAGUACAGAUAUGCCCGGCUGACUCGGAGCGCCUUGGCAGAGGGGAGAAUCUGGAGGGUCGGAUGUUUCCAAAGCCACGCGCACGCAUUCAGCGGCAUCCUUCUCGCCUGGCGUUGGGUUUGGGCCACAUCUGGCCAUCGGGCGGCCGGUUCGGGGAGGGAGUUUUCAACUUCAUUGCUCAGUUUGGUUGCCUGUAUUUGUUCAUUGUUUACUCAUUUACUCCUCAAGCAAUUAUCAACAGUCUAGUCAGAGACCAAGAAACGAGUAUUUAUUGAACCUCUCUUGGUGCCUAGCACCAUGCUGGGGGAGAGAAGAAGAGAAUUAGAAAUCUCUUGCCUUUCUUUCCAUCCCUAGUGCUUAGCACAGUGCCCAGCAUGAAGUAGACCCUUAAUAAAUGCUUAUUGACUGACUGAUGUCAGAGUUAGCGCUCUUUCCAUCCUAACGUUUUGCGUGUGUGCGUGUCUCCUCAAAGAACCUAGCUCUUCUACCUCACGCCCUCUUGCCCGCAAGGAAGGAAAUCGAAGGAAGGAAGGAGACAAGUUGCCAAGAGCAGCAGGAGCUGAGUGAAAGAAGGAAAGAAAUGAAGGAAGGCAGGAAGGAAGGAUUUAGAAACAGCGGGAGUGCACCAGUCACUUCUGUCUUGGGUAUCACCUCUAGAUGGAAUUGGCUUUUCCAGACUCCUUUCUCAAAUGAGGUUCUCAGCUGAACCUGCCAGUCCGAUGAGGGAAGCGGGGCAGGUCUCUGCACUUAACAGAGGAGAAAAAUGGGACUUUGGUUGAGCGAUUUGUCUGGGGCGUUUUUGAAUGAUUCUUCUCUUAGUAAAUUUUUUUUCUUUAUUUAUUCAUACGCUCAUUCAUCCAUGCAAUGUGACUUUAUUAAGUAGAGUACAAGGAAAGUUGUACAUGAGUUAUGUUGGAUGUUAAGACAGAGUUAGUCCGCCUUGUUUACCUGCAGGAAAACACUUACUGCUGAUCAGUGAACAGGGAAUUGGAACUUUGGGUGGGGUCCUUAACCUUUUUUGUUUCCAGGACCCCUUUGUGAAGCCUCUGAAUGCUUUUCAGAAAAAUGUUUUUAAAUGUGUAAAAUAAAAUACACAGGAUUAUAGUUAUCAAAAUAUUUUUUAAAAAUCAAGUUCAUAGACCUCCCAAAUUAAGAGCUCCUGACUUAGGAGACUGUUGUAAAAUUAGAGACACUAGUGUGCUGGUUUUUUUUUUUUUAUUUGGUGGGGGAGCAGUGUGCUGUAGAUUUUUAAUUUCAUUUAAUUUCAUUUUUUAUUUCAUUUUAUAUUUCAUCAGUGUGGGAGCUUCCCUGCAUGGAAACUCUUUUCCCCAAUGCACAUGAACAAUACCUCUGUAACUUAAAUCUGUAUUUUUAAGGAGUUCUUCUCCUCAGUGAAUUUUUGUGCCUCCUUUUCCAUUUGGCCAAUUCUCCUUU
Vombatus ursinus (common wombat) is the source of this 2168-nucleotide messenger RNA. It is a transcript of the gene LYRM9, whose product is annotated as LYR motif containing 9. NCBI's taxonomy places the organism in Eukaryota, Metazoa, Chordata, Mammalia, Diprotodontia, Vombatidae. The record is from RefSeq and is a predicted model, not a curated record. The coding region runs from base 332 to 631 and encodes 99 amino acids. The transcript has 4 exons.